AUGGUAGAGAUUUCAUUAGAUGUAAAGAAUGAUUAUAUCUAUUCGAUUGUUUUGCCUACUUAUCAUUUGAGAGAUCCUACUCCCAAAUAUCCCGCAUAUAGCCGUUGUACUGCAUAUUAUGAUCAAUUUUUCAUAUUCGAUAGAUAUACCAUGGAAGAAACGUUGGAUGAAAUCGACGGUAAGUUUCGAUCUGGAAAACAUACAGAAGCAAUUACCGAAACGCAGGAAUUCAUUGAGAAGAUUCAGACUGAAGAAUCUGCGAAACCUCUACUUUAUAACGCAUUCAAUCAUCUUGGAAGAUAUUUGAAUUUUAUGGGAAAACAUGUUGAGGCAGUUCAAGCUUGGGAGGAUGGUUUGAAAGUUCUGGAAGACAGUGGAUUGGACGGUGAUAAAUUGAUCGAUUGGAUUAAUACUUCAAUUCAAGCAGCUCGGAUCACUCAUCGACAAGGUAAAAACCAGGAGAUCUCUUGGUUGAUUACAUAA
Molecule: messenger RNA, 483 nt
Organism: Didymodactylos carnosus
Lineage: Eukaryota; Metazoa; Rotifera; Eurotatoria; Philodinida; Philodinidae
Source: the annotation of a GenBank genome assembly